This is a messenger RNA of Culicoides brevitarsis, 1670 nucleotides long. Its product is annotated as UDP-glycosyltransferase UGT5-like. NCBI's taxonomy places the organism in Eukaryota, Metazoa, Arthropoda, Insecta, Diptera, Ceratopogonidae. The transcript has a single exon. The coding region runs from base 54 to 1652 and encodes 532 amino acids. Gene Ontology annotation, molecular function: UDP-glycosyltransferase activity. The record is from RefSeq and is a predicted model, not a curated record.
CGACACGAACGAAUCAAUAAUUUUUUUUCUCUUCUUGAAAUUCGAAAAAAAAAAUGAUAAGCGGUAUUAAUUUCGUCGCGAAAUUCGUUGUAAUUGCGUUUCUUCUCACAAUUAUUCACGAAAGCUCAUCAUACAAAAUUUUCUGCAUAUUUUCGACACCCGCCGCAAGUCAUCAAAUUGUCUUCAGAUCUUACUCAAAAGCUCUUGCAGAAGCUGGACAUGAAGUUGUCGUCGCAACAACGCAUCCUGUGAAGAAUCCCCAUCCGAAUAUCACACAAAUCGAUUGGAGUGAUGUCAAUUCGUAUUGGCAAAAGCAACUUGAUAUGACAAAAACUUCCAAAUAUGGCUUAUUGGGAAUUAUUUACAAAUAUAUGGGAGGAUUAUCGCACGUUUUAGAUCAGGAAUUGUCUCAUCCAGCAAUUCAAGAUAUCCUAAAAUACCCGAAAAAGCAUAAUUUUGAUGUAGUUGUUGCCGAAAGUCAAUUCGUCUCGAUGUUAGAGUUUGCGAAAUUCUUGAAAACUCCUCUUAUUGUAAUUUCAUCGUCAGAUCCGAGCUAUUUGGAGCACGAAGCUGUUGGAAAUUACGUGCAUGCUGUCGCCGCUCCUUUGAGAACUUCCGCAACUUAUGGUCCAAUGAGCUUUUUCGAGAGAUUCAAGUCAAAAUCCAUGGAUUUCAUUUUCUUCGCUAUGGGAUUUUUCAUGGAGGGAUUUUACACGGAUGUCCUUCACAAACACUUUUCCGAAGUUCGUUCACCUGCUGAGAUUGUUCGUGAUAUUGAUUUGUUGCUUAUUAACGUGAAUCCAGCUUUCGGUUAUAUUCGCCCAAUCACGCCAAAAACGAUAAAUUUGGGAUUCAUGCACAUUACAGAACCAAAAAAAUUACCAAAUGACCUUCAAAGUUAUCUCGAUAAUUCACAAUAUGGCGUCAUUUAUUGCAGUUUUGGCACAAAUAUUCUGCCUGAAAAGUUUGACAAACAAAAAGUUCGUUCAAUCCUUGAUGCUUUUGGUAGAUUGAAAUACGAUGUUUUGUACAAAUAUGGCAAUGAUACGAUCGAAAACUUGCCUGUUAAUGUAAAAUUAGUGAAAUGGGCUCCUCAGCAAGACUUACUUGCACACAAAAAUAUCAAACUUUUCAUCACUCAUGGAGGGCAACAUUCUAUCGAAGAAUCAAUUUAUCGUGAAAUUCCAAUGAUAGCUGUUCCAUUUUUUGGAGAUCAAUUCACAAACGCAAAACGAGUUGAAGCACGAGGAUUGGGUAAACGAUUAGAAAUCGAAAAGAUCACAAGUGACAUUUUGGAAGAGACAAUAAAUGAGAUUAUCGAAAAUCCAAUGUACAAAGAAAAUGUCGCCAAAUUGGGACAAAUAGUGAAGGAUGAACCAAUGAAACCAACAGAAAAAGCAGUUUUUUGGACAGAAUACGUUAUAAGACAUAAGGGAGCGAAACAUUUGGAAUAUCCAGGUGUUCACGUGCCAACUUAUCAAUUGUAUUAUCUGGAUGUGAUUGCGGCGUAUCUCGUCAUUUUAAUAAUUUUGACGAUUGUUUUAUAUUUUUUCACCAAAUUGAUAUCAAAAGUCAUUCACAAAAUCAUAUUAAUUGUGAAUAAAAUAUUUUUUCAAUGCAAUUCUGACAAAAAAGAUAUUAAAAAAGAUUAAGAAAUAAGAUAUAGAAUA